Messenger RNA from Sipha flava (yellow sugarcane aphid), 870 nucleotides. RefSeq lists its product as uncharacterized. Lineage: Eukaryota; Metazoa; Arthropoda; Insecta; Hemiptera; Aphididae. Bases 1 to 870 code for a protein of 289 amino acids. The record is from RefSeq and is a predicted model, not a curated record. The transcript has 4 exons.
AUGUUCAUGUAUCGUUUAUAUGAUACACAUUUGGUUAUCUGUGGAAUUGUCAAUGACAAUGAGAUUUUGAAUAAAGCUGAAGACGAAGAGUCGCCCGUAAGCUCGAAUGAAGCAAAAUUAGGUCUCCGCGCCGUCUUAAGUUUUUACAAAGACAUGAUAUUGACAACAGUGUAUUUUGACAGUGUUUCUCAACCUAUGGGUUGCGACCCAAUAUUGGGUCGCGACUGUCGACCAGUUGCAUCAGGCAUUGAUGAUUACAAAUUUGAAAGGGUACAGAGUUUCAAAUACCUGGGCGCAGAGAUCAAUGAAAGUGCUAAUAGCUACGAAGAAGUUAAAAAACGAAUUACAGCAGCAAAUAGAUGCUACUAUAGUCUAAUGCCACUCUUCAAAUCAAGAUUACUAUCAAUAAAGUCUAAAAUAACGUUAUACAAAGUCAUAGUCAAACCGGUUGCCCUGUAUGCAUGUAGUACAUGGGCCACGACAAAAUCGGACGAAGGAAAGUUAGCAGUUUUCGAAAGAAAGAUAUUAAGGAAAAUCUUCGGUCUAAAGAGAAAUAAUGAUGGAAGGUAUGAGGUGAGAGGCAACAGGGAAUUGGAUGAUCUAUACAAGGAACCUACAAUUGUUGGGUCCCUGAAGAGUACGAGGAUAAGUUGGGCGGGACAUGUAUGGAGGUCAGAGAGAAUGAUUGGAUCAAUAACUAAAUGGAAACCCGACACUAAAAGGCCUCGAAGGCGCCCCAGACAAAGAUGGGUGGAUAGAAAAAAGGAAGACUUGAAACUCCUGAACGUAAGAAACGCAGAAAAAUGUGCAAAUGAUAGAGAAGAAUGGAAACAAUAUGUUGUUGCGGCGAUAGGCCUUAAAGGCCUGUAA